Molecule: messenger RNA, 2193 nt
Organism: Leptomonas pyrrhocoris
Lineage: Eukaryota; Euglenozoa; Kinetoplastea; Trypanosomatida; Trypanosomatidae
Exons: 1
Coding region: 1132-2193 (353 amino acids)
Source: RefSeq, a predicted model, not a curated record
GAUAAAAGAGAGGGACAGGUGUGCGAGCACAAUCACAGGGGGUGCAUCUCUGACUGCGCUGCACACUUCAGCAAUUUUGACUCAAAUCUUAGUCACAAAAAACCCAGCAAGCAGCAGAGUCGAAGCAUUCCGUUUUUUCUCUUUUCCGUGUGCACAGCGUGCAGAGCCGUCUGCCCGAACCUUUCCCUUGCAAUGGAAGCAAACAGCGACCACAGCGCAGAUCAAGCGGGGGCGCCAAGGGAACCCUCGUCCCUUCUCGCCGAGGACGAUGACGUGGAAGUCGUGUCGCUUCCUGAUUCCCUUCCUCUCGAUCUGGCGUCACGUGCGCGUCGUGCUGAGGCAUCUUUGAAUAGCGACGACGGAGAGCCUGAGGACGACGAUGACGACGACAACGGUGAUGUUUGCCGAUACAACGAGGGCGUGCCGUCACCAACCUCUGCAGCCACCGCAGCUGCUGCGACAAGGCGAAUUCAGUACGACCCACGUGAUCACACGCAGGCGGCUCCGUCCGCUUCGCAAGUGAAAAGGCGCGUGUGGGUGCUGCCGCGUGCACUACUGCCACCGAUUGCCGCGGCGUCGUUGCCGUUGAGAGCAGCAGACGCCGCCUCCGCCGCACACGAUUGUUGCCGUGGCGACGACGGCGUCAGCUCCACACGCACCUCAACGCAGAGCACGUCUGCAGGGGCGGGCGCUGUACGAAGCGCUGAGGCAACCGUUUCUCUCUCAUCUUCUUUUUCUCCUUCCGCAGGUGGGCGAGGAAGUGUAGGAGCUGCUGCGGGAGGUGGAGGAGGAGCGGGAGGGGGGUGGUCGGCUACGCAGCAGCUCCCCGCGCGCGCCGUUCGUGUACCGCACCCCCGACACGGCCAACCGGCCCUCUACCUCGUCCACUCCGACCCCCCUCCAGUGCCCACCGCUUCUUCUCCCCCCUCGUCAUCUUCGCUGCUGUUUGAGAUCCAAGCGCAGGCCCCGCCUGACGACUUCGCGCUGAGUUGGUUUGUGGGGGAGGCGGUGAUACCCAGUAGGCCCCACAGCGGCGAACUGCUGCUGGUGACGCCGGUGGACCUGACCUUCUUUGCCAUACAUGAGCUGCUCGGCGACGCGACGGUGUACGAGCGGCUCUCGCACAAGUUCAUGCCAGCGGGGGACCUUUAUCGAAGCGGGGAGGGGCAUGCGGACGCGUCGCGACCCUCGAACCGGCACGUUGAAGAGACGCAUCCAGAAAAGGACGCCUACGUACCCCUGUUCGGUCGCAUCGGCGGCGCCGAUCAGGAGAGUUCACAGUCGUCGAGCUCCUCUCCGUACUCCUACAGCUUUCCCAAUGCCCACCCCAUCACCGAUGACCGUCGUCAACGUGACGCGUCACACGAGGCAGCGGAAUUGCCUCUGUCGGUGUCUCCGCACGGCACCCCCCACCCCGCGCACUCCAAUCCCCUGAACACGGCUGCAGCGGUAUCGGACAAGGGCUGGUGCGGCUGGGCACACGCGGCGAUGCGCUACCCGCUGCUCUUCCACGCCUGCUUCGCUGCUCUGCAAUCUGACACCGUGCUGCGUCGCCUCUGCGAGGUGCGUGAGGUUGGUGGAGAGGCUGGCAACGGCAGCGGCGGCAGCAGCGCAAGGGACAUGUAUUACCGCCCCUCGGAGGCGGUGGCGGUGGCGUGGCUGAAACGCAAAGUGGAGUUGCUGCGAGGGUCGUCCGUGCUGCGGGAGGUCUUGCAGCUAUCGGAGGUGACGACGACGACGGCCGGCGCUGCAUCGACUCCCUCUUCCUCCUCUUCUUCUCCUUCCACCGCUACUGCUGUUCAUUCUUUACCUCAGCAGGUCAGCGCAACAUCCACCACGCCAGCGUCUAAAGCGGCAGCUGAGGUGCCUCUGGCGAUUGCCUUUGGCAUGGUCGCCGAGUACGUGCCGGAGCGGCUGCAUGACCCGCUGGCGGUGGCGUGCGGCCUGCCAGACCCCUCUCUUCCCUCCUCUGUUUCUUCCGUGGUGACCCCCUCUGCUGGGGCGAAGCGUGGCCGUGAGGGCGAGGGAUCGAGCAGUGCGAUGCCGUCAGCGGAGAGGAACCCGGCGAGCGGGGGAACGCCGUCUGCGGGGCCGAAGAGUGCGAGUGUGCGGCGACUGGAGAGGGCCGGGCGGCCGAAAGGGACGCCGACGCUCUUCUCCAUGUUUGCAAAGAAACCAAAAGACGGCGCGUAG